AUGAAGAACAUGCAUCAUUCAUCUAAAGUUCCUUCUCCACCGAGCACUCCAAAAUUUAUCACUCUCCUAGAGAAUAGAUAUGAAGAUGAUAAUCAAUCAGAUGAUACAUCAUCGCUUCACUCCACUACAAGUUCAACAUCAAGUGGUGAACAAGUAGCUCCAACCACUGCUGCAUUCAAUGAUGAUUUCCUCUUCUCGCCAAGCUUUCUUCCAAUCACAGCUCUGAUACCAAACUUUCCAGUAUCAAGCACAAGCUCUGCACCUCAGAUAACUUAUAAAGAACCUACCAGAAAAAUGUUCAAGAAAGACGAAUUGGUUUGGGUUGAAAUCAAGGAUAAACUGUACUUGGCACAAGUGGUUAGACAGGUCAAGAACGUCCAGGUCAUUAUCAACGAGAGAAACAUUUCAAGUAAUGAAAUUCUUGGGGGACAGGAGAUUCAAGUCGAUCCAUCCAAGUGUUAUCCAGUCGAUGCUCCAGCCUUGAACAACCUGGAGAGGGAGAAUCUCAUGUGGGCCAGUCCUGGCUGUCAUUCCCUGGCGCAAGUUGUAGCCAAUUGGACAAAUUUUGUAAAUAAGUCAUUCAUGGAUCAAUUGAGAUCUUCACAAAUUUUCACAUGUAGAUCGCUGUUCUAUUCCCAACAACAAGUUCACUUUAUCUUUGAUUUACUGUAUGGAUCCGUUAUUUCAUUCAUUGAAGAGAGAAUCAAUCUUCAAAUCCAAACAAUUUUACUCAACUGGAGAAGAAGAUGUGAAAACACCAGUUCCCAAAUUAAGGAAAUUGUUGUUUUUGAUCUUCCAACUCAAACAGAGGCUGACAAUCUUUCAGAUCAAUUUGUAGAGUUGUUUAAUAUGAUUGCUAUCCAAUCUAAUGCUCAGAAUGAAAUGAUUCUCAUUAAGGAUUUGUUGAGUUUGGAUCAAGUUCAAAUGGUGGAACAAGUGAUGAAAGUAUACGAAAGUGUUAACGCUUUCAAAACAUAUGACGAUUCAAUGUUUGUUUCGACUCCCCUUGAAAUGGUUUCCUCCACUUGUGAUAUGAUGAAAACGACCUCAAAAGUCCUUACUUUACUUUUGGGAGAUUUCGUCCAACAAUUCGGUGAAGAUUAUUUACCUAAUGCAUUAGAAAGCUUUGAAGACACUCUCUUUGAACAAUUAACAUCUCGCUACAUUUCUAGAUCAUACUUUAUCCACUGCAUGACAUUUGGCAUUGAAAAGAAAACUUCAAACACAGUUUUCAAUCAAUGUUUGAGUCAAUUGAAACAAACUGGUUUUCCAAUGUUGAUUAAUCUUUACACUGGAGAUGAUAAGUAUGGUUACAAGAUGAAAAUAGAAGAUCAACAAGAAUUACAAAAGAAUGGUUGUGAUAUUUGGGAUAUUGUAAAGGGAGACAAUUUCGUCUAUUUGACAGACGAAACAAUUCUGCAGAUUUUGACCACGUUGAACGCCCACGAAAGGAAUGAAUUCAAUAGAAAGCUUCACUUUGUUACUGACACUUUCGAAGAUGUCUUUUCGAAUAGAGUUGUUUCCAUGUUUGAUAUCAUUUCUGCUUCCAUUGAUGCAACUAAACUUCAAGAUUCCUCAAUGGAUGAAGAAUUCGAUUACCUCAACAACCCCACCCUUGAUGAAGAUAUCUUCUCUGAUCCAUCCAUUAACAUUCUCGAAAUGGAUAUCAAUGUUGAUAACAUGGAGGAUGAAGAUUUCACAUUCGAAAUUCCCCCUCGUGAGAUGCUUUAUCAUGCAGCUUGUUAUGGAUUGAGUUCUUUCGCACAUGUAAAUUCGAAAAUGAUGGAUCCAAUCUCUGUGAAACAGUACAGGCUCGUGGAAGAUUCAUUUAUGAGCACAAGAGAAUAUUUAACCAAAUAUAGAAGCUCUGAUUGCUCAACUAACUUUUCAUUUGAUAAGGAUCAUGAUUCAAUUGAUUAUAGAGAUAAAAACAAUAAGAAUGAUAGUAGUUUCUCGAAGAAGUUGAUGAGCAAGAAACAAAUUAAAGUUGUUAACUUCCUUAAUUUGGAAAAUUUGAAACCUGAUUUUUCCACAUUCUCCAAAUCAAGAGAAAUUAUUUCCAAUCCAACAUUGAAGAGAUUAUUCCAAAGUUUAUCAGAGCAAAUUUCAGAUUACAACAACAGACAUGUUCUAGAGGUGAGAGGAAAGCAAAUCAAAGAUUUAGUUUCAUUCAUUGCUGAUUAUUGGUUCACAUUUUUAAAAGAUGAAAAGAAUGUUCUCUCUUUCGUAUUGGAAAGAAAUGGAAAACCAAUCGAUCCAAUUCUAAUCAUUCUUGAAUCGGUAAAGAUGUUGAAUUUCACAUGUGUCUACUCGAGACAAAAAGAAGAAAUUGUGAAAAUUAUAAGAGAAGAAGGUUUGCUGAACAUGUUGUGUGAAAUGAUGGUAAGAAUUCAUUCAGAAAGACAAGGAAAGGAAGUCAAUUUGAAGGAUUUAAGAAAUGCUGACAUGAUCGAAUUAGAACAAUUGGCUCUCAUGACAAUAUUGACAUGUGUAAAGAAGGAUAAGCAAGCUUGUGGCUAUCUUUCACACGAAGAAUACUUUUGGAACUUUUUCAAAUGUUUGGUUCGUCAAAUUAGACAAUUAGAUGAAUUAAUUGAAACAAAUUCAUCAGUCGAUAUGAAGAAUAUUACAGAAAUUUUCACAAAUACUUAUAUGGAAAUUCUUUCAACCAUGAUUUCAGAUCCAUAUAGUUAUCAAUUUCUGAAAUUCCAAACAAGUGAAAUUGUUUCCAGCUCCAAGAUUACAACCAUUACCAAGACUAUUGUUCACAAUAUUAAGAAUAACAAUAUUUCUCUCCUUUUGAAUCCAGAUUUUUACAACAAGAUUACAACAGAUUUAAUUCAUAUUAUUCAAAACUUUGAUAAGAACUCGAUGAGAGUGAAUGAUUUUGUAACUUUGAUGCAGAAUGUCAUUCCAUUCUUUUCGUAUAAUCAAAAACAUUUAACCGAGUUGAUCAAAAUUUGGAUUUCACAGAUUGAAUUCAGAUCUGCCUAUUAUUGCUGUCAGUGUCUGAGAUCUUUGAGUAAAAUUUAUGAAAAGUUGAGAAGUGAGCCAGCUAGCACCAUUUCCUCAUUGAAGAAGAUGAUACUUUCGAAAAGAUAUAAGGAUGUCAUUGCUAUUGCAAUGGAGAAUAAGUUGAUACCAAUUGUAAAGAGCAAGGUUGUGGAUCUUAUUGAUGAAAGAAGAUUAUUGAAAGGAGAAAAGAAGAAAAAUCUCUCCAAGAUUCAAGAGUUGAAUAAUUCAUUGGAGAAUAUAGUAUUUGCUUUGGUUUACUUAUCGGCUCUGUAUGAAGGAGUUAGAAAGCAACUCGUAAAAUUUAUAUUUACUGAACAUAGAGUAGAGUCUUUGAGAGUGGAAAAGGAAUCAAUAGAAAUGUUGCAAUUUAAUGAUCUUUCUAAUAAGAAUGUUGAAUCGCUCAUGAAGGGUCUCUCUCAAAAUGCAAACUCUGAUGAAUUUAAUCAAUUUUCUAAGAAAUUCAUUAACCACUGGGAGCACAUGAGUCCAAUCAAUGCUUCAACACAACCAAUCAAUAAGAAUUGGAAUCAAACAAACGAAUCUCUCAAUCGAAACAAUGCAGAAAAGAGAAAGAGCAUGUUCAGUAUUGAAUCACUCCUCAAUCAAUCCCAUUCGCUCAAUUCUAGCACUCUUUCCCAAAUGAACACUUCUCGUCAACAAUUACUCUCAGUUUCCAAUUAG
This is a messenger RNA of Naegleria gruberi, 3696 nucleotides long. RefSeq lists its product as uncharacterized. The transcript has 2 exons. The coding region runs from base 1 to 3696 and encodes 1231 amino acids. NCBI's taxonomy places the organism in Eukaryota, Heterolobosea, Eutetramitea, Acrasida, Naegleriidae. The record is from RefSeq and is a predicted model, not a curated record.